CUCAGAGGAGCACCGGGCAAGGAACGCACCCCGCACUCCGUCUCCAUGGCCGUCCCCACCGGCUGGAACAACUGACCCGUGUGGCUGGAGUAGGAGGGGAACUCGUCUGCGUCCGCCACCCUGGUGACUAUCUUUCCAAAGCAGCGUCCUCAGGCCGGUUCAGCAGGCUCCGUCUGGGAUUGGGGGGGGGGGCAGGAAAGGCAGCGUUUCUGAGAUGGCAUCGGGGGAGAUCACCACCCUCCCCGCCAUACCUGAAGACGGGGGCAGUGGUGCCUUCCCGCCUGGGAAUUUCAAGGAGCCCAAGAGGUUGUACUGUAAAAACGGGGGCUAUUUUCUGAGGAUAAACUCAGAUGGGAGAGUGGACGGCAUCCGGGAGAAGAGCGAUCCCCACAUCAAACUGCAGCUCCAGGCGACUUCAGUGGGAGAGGUGGUGAUAAAAGGAGUAUCAGCAAACCGCUACCUUGCGAUGAGCGAAGAUGGAAGGCUGUUUGGCGCGAGACGUGCUACAGAUGAAUGCUAUUUUAUUGAAAGGCUGGAGUCCAAUAACUACAAUACCUACCGCUCAAGAAAGAAUCCCAACUGGUAUGUAGCCCUGAAAAGGACUGGACAGUACAAAUCAGGGUCCAAAACGGGACCGGGCCAGAAGGCGAUACUCUUCCUCCCCAUGUCAGCAAAAUGCUGAUUUCUACACGUCAGCAAAGAGCCGCAUUCAAAACCAAUUCUAACCUGAACAGGCACUACAGAGAUGUGAAAGUACAAAAUAGACUCCACUAGAUUCUACCUACUCAGCAUAAGUCUUGUCAACCGUUCUUAAGAAACUAUUUUAAAAAUAAUAUAAAAAUGACCAUAAUGUGAAGUAUUUUACACUUUCUGAUAUUUAGAAAGUAUCUACAUUUGUGACACCUCUGUAACAAAAACUGAAUGUCUAGUGUACAUGCAGUCAGUCGACAGCACCGAUUCAUAAUAUUUGAUUUUGUGAAAUAUUUAGGUAAGAUCCAGACAUAACCAUUAAAACUCAUCUUCUGACUUGUUCUAAAGUAAUUCCCAAGUACAGUAGUUAAAGAGAGGCAUCAGUACUUCUCUGUUUCCAUUUUAAUAUCUGAUGUAAAUGCCAUUCACAAUUCAAUACCAGAACUAUCCCAAAUAUCCGAGAAUAACACUCGACUAGUUAACCGGUCCAUUUGAGGGUCCACAAAACCAAUGUGCCCUUUUUGCAAACUUGAAUUUUGCAGUUAAUAAUUACACAUUAGAAAAGAUCAUGAAUAAUCUAAGAAUUGGUACAUCGGUCCAUGGAGUUCCCAAGUUGAUCGCCACAUGAGGGGAUCUAGACAGUAAUCAAAGUUUCCACGUUUGAGUUUGCGAGCUUGAUGAGGUGCUCAUGGCUGUUUGUAAGAUGCGGGCAGUUCCCUGUGAUACAGCUGAUAGGACAGCCCCGAGUAGACAGCUGGCAUCUCCUCCAUGGAGAGGUCAAUCUUGUCGAAGCCUUCCCGGUAGCCAUAGAGGAGGAGUUUGGCUAUCCUACUGGUGAUGGGCGUGGUGGCGCCGGUCUGUGCCAACUUGACCAACUCCAUCCACUCACACCGGAGGCACUCCUGGGUGCAGAAGUGGAUGUCAUAGGACAGGGGCCUGAGCCGGCAGAUGAGGUACAUGUCAGACAUGCCGAAGGCACCGGGGUGCUUAUGCUGCUGCCGCACGCUCAGGAGGGACUGGAACUUUGACCGGAUCCCGGUCUCCUCAAAGACCUCGCGGACCGCCGUGGCACCUACAAGGCGUGGAAACAGGUUCUCAGAAUGCGCUCCCGAUGAGUAGAGCUUCUCAAGAAUGGUCCACUGGUAUGGAUUCGUUAUAUCCCCAUUUUGUAGAUUGACCCUCCCUCUGAAGCAGGGCUUUUAAAUAUUCCAGAAAGAGUUUUGUUCCAGAGCCACACAGUUCUGCUUUUGUUCUCAUACUCAUGUAUGCUGUGCCCAGUCAGAGAAAUAAAAGGAAACUGGAAGUAUUUGUACAUUAAAUACUUCCUGGGUUACAUUUUUCAAACCAGCACCUAGCUCAGAGGGUUAGAUCGCCCUGCCUAUGAUCAGAAGGUCGACAGUUCAAAGCCCAAGGUUGACAGUGAUUUCACCGCUGGGUCCUUAGCCAAGGCCUGACUGAUCAUGGUUUCUCAGAAAUAAACAUCACUUUGGAUAAAUGGGUCUGCUAUAUAAAUAAACAAUAUAAGUAGUUGUGUUACAUGAGCUUGUUAAAAAAAAUCAUUUAAUAAUCUUGGAAAUGCCCGAACAUAGCAUUAUAUCCUGUAGAUUAAAAAAUAAUGAUUAUUCAGAUGGAUGUUGGCCAUGUAUAUUAACAACUAAUAAAUCAAGCAAUAAUUCUGAUUAGCCUCAUACAACUGAUAUUAAUUUUUUUGUUGUGGUAACACAGAAUGUAUUGUUGAAUAUAUGAAUUUUCGAGGAUUUUUUUAAAUCCAGGAUUAAGGAUGUCAUGCAUCUUUAUUUUAAGUUUUUAACGUCUAUUUUUAUAUAUCAAAGCAAAAUGUGUUAAUGAGAAGUUAUGGUGACUUAUGUCAGUCCAGCAGGUGUCUUAUUAAACAUCUUGUGAACCUGUCAGAAAUAUAUAAAGAGAUACUAUUAUUAUGUGAUGUCAAAUCAGUGUUGAGUCUUAGUGCCCAAUACAGAUGGCAGUCCUGCAGAAUGUUGUCUAUAAUAUUUAGUAUUAGUUCUUAUAUUUAAGUAAUCAUUUGCAAAACAGUAAUUAAUGUUGGAAAAUAGAUUUGAUUAUUUAGGCAAAAUGCUUUAAAGAUAUUUUCUUAUAGUACAGCAAAAGCUAAUUUAUUGCUAUUUGUAUUCAUCUAUUGUUAACUGAAUAAAUAAUUAAAGAUAUUUAGAUUAUUCGUCCACCAAAUACCAGGCGACGCUUUUUUAACAGCAAACAGUUCAGUUGCAUUAUUCACACAACUUAAAAAUACUUGUUAAUAGCUUAGUAUCAAAACACAUGUAUCUUAGUAUUUUUAUGGAGUCCAAAGCUGCUUUUAAAAUCAAUUUAAAAGAACGGAAUAAUAUUGUGCAAUGUAGAUUUCAGUAUAUGUUAUCAGUGUGUGAGUGAAUUCAAGUUUUGGGUGUAAUAUGAGUAUGAUUUUUCAAAGCCAGUUUGCCUUACAAGUAUGUCACUGUAAAACAAUGGACUGUGCAGAUAGAGGAAACAUCAGAUACGCUACUUACCGAUAUUCUCACCCAGAUUUGAGAGACCACCAGGGAACUUCCACGCAUUUUUAGUCUGUAAUGAAAAUCAGCAGAGUACAUUUACAAAGGCCUUACUCCGUAAUUGGACACCACGCUUGCAACUCUUAUUCCACUGGGCUGGAGUAUUCGGUAUCAUUGGUAUCACAUGUGAGUGAGUCUGUAACCCUAAUGUGAUUCUAAGGUAAUAUUUGUCACUGAGACUGAGAUGGCGAAAACUGUGUUCUACUGAUUAUAAGUCUUAUCUUGUAUUUAAUAAAAUAAAAUAUGCUGCUGGAUAAAUUAUGAUGUUGCUGUUAUAUACGUGUCUUCAUACUGAAUAUAUAUGUAUCUAAGAUCAGAGCCAAUGGCUAUGUUCCGAAAAUCCAGCCAUACUUAGUCUUGUGUGUUACCUACAUAACUGAGAAACGCUACAUAUCGCUGUAACAUGUUGCAUCUUUAAUGUAAGGUUUUGCUGUUUUGAGGAAACUUAUACUAUUAUCAAUAAAAAUAUAUUUUGGAAGUGAAA
Molecule: messenger RNA, 3738 nt
Organism: Brienomyrus brachyistius
Lineage: Eukaryota; Metazoa; Chordata; Actinopteri; Osteoglossiformes; Mormyridae
Gene: fgf2
Product: fibroblast growth factor 2
Exons: 4
Coding region: 215-682 (155 amino acids)
Biological process (GO): animal organ morphogenesis; positive regulation of cell population proliferation; fibroblast growth factor receptor signaling pathway
Cellular component (GO): cytoplasm
Molecular function (GO): growth factor activity; fibroblast growth factor receptor binding
Source: RefSeq, a predicted model, not a curated record